This is a messenger RNA of Fusarium pseudograminearum CS3096, 1341 nucleotides long. RefSeq lists its product as uncharacterized. The record is from RefSeq and is a predicted model, not a curated record. Bases 1 to 1341 code for a protein of 446 amino acids. Lineage: Eukaryota; Fungi; Ascomycota; Sordariomycetes; Hypocreales; Nectriaceae. The transcript has a single exon.
AUGGCACUCUCUCAGUCAGAUCCUUUCGCCACGCUGCCCGCAGAGCUGCGUCUACAUAUCAUCAUGUUGACCAACUGCACAAAGACGAUAUCACGAUUAAUCAGAGCAUCCCCAUCCAUGUUGGCACAGUACCUUGGGCACAAGAGAUAUAUCCAACGGCAUAUCGUCGAUUAUGACGAGGACAUGAAGCAAGAUGUCAUGGCGAUUAUUCUGAUUCCAUUCUUCUAUGGAACUGAUGAAGAAGAGCCAGAUGAAAACACUUUGACGAGCGCACGAACGGUUUUGCAAGAGUGGUCGGCUGGUCAGCUUCCCGAUCCUUUCAAGGUCAAGACCGAGCACGAGGCGAGUCAAUUGAACCAACUGCACAGCCGAAUCUUGCUUUUGGCAGAGGACUACAUCACCAAAGCCACCUCUUCAUUUCCUCCGAGGGAUUAUCGUUGUCUGCCGCAGAUCAGACGGCCAUUAUACAACGGGCAUCUGAUGUUUAAGGGAGUCGAGGUGAAAUCGCGUUUCAACUUUGCAGACCUUACGUCCUUUGAAAAGACAAGGGUAUUCAAAGCAUUCAUAAGACACGAGUUGAGAUGCAGGAUCGGCAGUCUCUUUGAUGAUUUUAAACACCUGCCAAAGCGUCCUAUUAGCGAAGCGGAGUCACAAGGUAUCUAUUGUGUCAAGGAUUACUAUAGCUCUGUCUACGGAGCAAUCUUUGCACAGUGCAGCGAUGCUCAGCUUCCGAGUGACCUGGAGGGGAUUUCACUUGAGACUCAGCUAGGAUUUCCCGAUAAUCACCAUUUCGAUCCAAAUACCUACGCACACAAAUUGGGACUUUUUGAUGACUGGUGGGAUCAGUUUCCCGACUUCGCAUUAUGGUUCACACGAUUCGGACUUGAUCGUCUCACUGAUUUCCUCAGUUACGACAUGGCUAAAGAAGAUGAAAGACAGUCUCUCAAAGUUGAAGUCCAAGAAGUCUGGUUUGAUGGUAUUGUGAAACCCAAUUUGGGUUGGGAUAUACCUUUUGCUCCAAUUUCAAAGGAGGCAGAGCUGAAUAACAAUGGUGGUCGUGACUCGAAGCUCUACAAACAGGUCUUUCCCUUCAGCACACGGCUCCGAUGGGAAAUCGUGCGGCAGCGGGCGUGGGUGUUCUUUGACGACACUCGUCUUUACCCCCAGGAGACCACCGAGCGACCAAAUUUCCCUUCGGAAAGCUUCCUUAAGGCGGAAUCCAUGGAGAAAACCUCCAGUGAAGAUUGGCAUCGCUGUUGUUACAUAAUGAGAAGAAACAGACGAGCAAAGUUGGCCUAUGAAGAGUGGGCUAGGUCGCAAGCGGUAGAUGAUCUUGUCUGA